UUAUGCAAAAACCCUAUUCGUAAAAAACCCUCUACACUCUACAGCUUUGAGUGCUUGACGGGAAAUCAACGCGAAAAUGUCAGUUGAUUCCACGCCGCCGGUGGACAAGCUCUCCCUGAGCGACUCCGUCGCUAAAGCAGAGUUCUCACAACGAGUCCUGAUAAAGUCUAUUCUUGGCCGUCCAGACGCCGGAGCUGGACUCGCCGGCCAAGUCGUCAAAAUUGGUGGAUGGGUUAAAACCGGCAGGGAGCAAGGGAAGGGGGCGUUUGCAUUCCUGGAAGUGAAUGACGGGUCGUGCCCGGCGAAUCUACAGGUCAUCGUCGACGCUGCCGUUCACAAGCUCGGUGAUUUGGUUGCUACGGGGACAUGCGUUCACGUGGAGGGACUGCUGAAGUUGCCCCCUGAAGGCACGAAGCAGAAGGUCGAGCUUCGGGUUCAGAAGGUCAUCGCGGUUGGUACUGUCGAUGCUGCUAAAUAUCCUUUGCCGAAGACCAAACUCACACUUGAGUUUCUUCGGGAUGUUGUUCAUCUUCGCUCGCGAACCAACACUAUUUCUUCACUUGCAAGAAUCCGCAAUGCCCUGGCAUAUGCCACUCACACAUUCUUCCAAAAGCAUGGGUUUUUAUAUGUCCAUACUCCAAUCGUUACCACCAGUGAUUGUGAGGGUGCUGGAGAGAUGUUUCAAGUCACAACUUUAAUUAGUGAGGCAGAAAAAUUGGAGAAGGAUAUGAAAGAAAACCCUCCUCCUUCUGAUUCUGAUAUCAAAGCUGCUGAGCAACUUGUUAAGGAGAAAGGAGAAGCUGUUGCUAAACUAAAAUCUGAGAGAGCGAGCAUUGGGAAAGAUGAUCCUGGUGUUGCUGAGAUCAAUAAGAAAAUAAGUGCUGCGGUUGGUGAGCUAACAAGGGCUAAGGAGAAUCUUGCGAAGUUGGAAGAAAGAUUCAAAUUGGGAGAGAGGUGUAAGCAUGCUGCUGGUAUGCCUAUGAAGGAUGGGAAGAUUGACUACUCUCAGGAUUUCUUUGCCCGUCAAGCCUUCUUGACUGUUUCUGGGCAGUUGCAAGUUGAAACUUAUGCCUGUGCACUUUCUAGUGUUUACACAUUUGGUCCAACUUUUCGAGCUGAGCAUUCCCACACUUCAAGACAUCUUGCUGAAUUCUGGAUGGUGGAGCCUGAAUUAGCUUUUGCUGAUAUUGAGGAUGAUAUGAAAUGUGCAGAGGCAUAUGUGAGAUUUCUGUGCCAGUGGUUACUUGACAACUGCCUAGAUGACAUGGAAUUUAUUGCUAAGUUUAUUGACAAAGGUGCCAUUGAUAGACUUAGGUUGGUUGCUUCAUCCGAUUUUCGUCGGAUAACUUAUACAGAAGCCAUUACCAUUCUUGAGGAAGCAACCAAAGUCAAAAAAUUUGAGAAUAAAGUAGAAUGGGGGAUUGACUUGGCAUCUGAACAUGAAAGGUACUUAACUGAAGAGCAUUUUAAAGCACCCACUAUUGUGUACAACUACCCAAAAGGGAUCAAAGCAUUUUACAUGAAGGUCAAUGAAGACAAGAAGACAGUUGCUGCCAUGGACCUGCUUGUCCCAAAGGUGGGAGAACUAAUCGGUGGAAGUCAAAGGGAAGAGAAUUAUGAGGUCCUCAGAGAUAGGAUACUGGAGAUGGGUUUGCCACUAGAGCCGUAUGAGUGGUAUCUUGACCUUAGGCGCUAUGGUACUGUGAAACACAGCGGUUUUGGUUUGGGUUUCGAGAGAAUGAUUCUGUUUGCAACGGGGGUGGAAAACAUCCGAGAUGUCAUUCCCUUCCCGCGAUAUCCUGGAAGAGCUGAUCUCUGAAAUGAUGUUUCAUAGAUUGUUAUUGGAUCCAAGAGAUUUUGAAAUCGAAAUAGCCUUGUGUGCCCCUUGAAUUUCUUUACUCCCUAUUUAGAUAAAUAUGAAUACAUAUGAUGACGAUUUGUCAUACCCUUUUCACUGAAUUGAAGAUGUAGGAUCUCUGUAAUCUCCAUUGUUCAAUUAUUGCACCAAGACUUUUGUAAAAUCUGCUACAUUACUUAACUAAAGUAUAUCAUGAAUUUGAUACAUAUUGCCUUUGUGCAUUUUGGCAAUAUUUGAUUA
Molecule: messenger RNA, 2098 nt
Organism: Ipomoea nil (Japanese morning glory)
Lineage: Eukaryota; Viridiplantae; Streptophyta; Magnoliopsida; Solanales; Convolvulaceae
Product: asparagine--tRNA ligase, cytoplasmic 1
Exons: 6
Coding region: 77-1819 (580 amino acids)
Biological process (GO): asparaginyl-tRNA aminoacylation
Cellular component (GO): mitochondrion
Molecular function (GO): ATP binding; asparagine-tRNA ligase activity; nucleic acid binding
Source: RefSeq, a predicted model, not a curated record